Messenger RNA from Xiphophorus couchianus (Monterrey platyfish), 3141 nucleotides. RefSeq names its product prostaglandin D2 receptor 2-like. Gene Ontology annotation, molecular function: G protein-coupled receptor activity; complement receptor activity. Gene Ontology annotation, biological process: inflammatory response; positive regulation of cytosolic calcium ion concentration; complement receptor mediated signaling pathway. The transcript has 2 exons. Bases 1745 to 3124 code for a protein of 459 amino acids. Lineage: Eukaryota; Metazoa; Chordata; Actinopteri; Cyprinodontiformes; Poeciliidae. Gene Ontology annotation, cellular component: plasma membrane. The record is from RefSeq and is a predicted model, not a curated record.
UGCUGUUAGAUCUGAAUUUCCCUUUUGCAGGACAAAAAGGCUGUUUCCAUUCUAUUCUGUUCGAUUUUGAAUUUGAAUACAAAAUCAAACAAUUUGAAAGCCAGUUAUGUUUUAUAAAUUCCUGAGCUGUUUUUUGAUGUAUAGGGUGUUCAAACAGACUUUGCUGCUGUUUGUCUGAUUUCACAGAAUGGAAACAGGAUUUAAAUGGACUUUUGUUUAACUGAUGAGAGUCUUUUUGUUGCCUUUAAAAGCUGUCAUGGGUGGACAUGCUGUUGUGCUUUGGAUAAUUUUUCUGCUCAAUAAUUCAAAUCCAUUUAAGACAAAGUCUCAAUGUAAUGGCUUGUUUUUCCUUUUCAAAAAUGCCUUAUACAGAGCAGAAUUCAGUGCUCCAACACAGACACAGUGCUUUUUCCCAUGGAUGGCAUUUUUUCUCAGUGUCUUGUUAUGGAAGAGUAAACACUGACCUUAAAUGAGGCAAUUGAGGCCUACUCUUAUGUUGUUCUGGGGCAUUUUCAUUCCGAAUAAACACUGAUAGACUAUUUGAGUAAUUAAUAGUCCUGGGAAAGUUCCCCACUGCAUUUUAUUUGUGGAUAAUAUGUGGAUAAUAAUCUCGUUGCAGUUUGUUGGCGUCCCAAAGCAGUAGAAAUUUGUUAAUAACACAUUCCCGACUGAUAGAUGCAAAUUAUUUUGUUUUAUUUAUUCUACAUAUCUGGCAGUAAUUAGCCAGAUAUGUUGCCAGCGAACUGGAACACAACUUUCCCAAAAAUAUGGUUAGCUUAGCAACAAUCAAUUCAUGAUUUAACAAGGAGGGUCGAUACCUUUGGACAUAGCUAGUUUUGAUUGCUUUAUCUAUUCAACGUAGCAAGUUGUUUGUCUACACUAAGGUUACAUUUGUCUUAUGGUAAAAUGUGUUUGCGAUUCUUGAACAAAAACAGAAAAUAGCAUGUUUGUGGAAGGUCAUAUACAUUUUUACAGCACCAUAUUAUAGAGCAGAUACAUAGACCAUUAAAAACUACAAAGGGGAAUUUUUGUGGUUAAACAUGAAAACCAUGUGACUUUUAAAGCAAUUAUAAAGAAUUUUAUUAUCAAAUUGAAAGGUAAUGAAAGGUAAAAGGUUUCUCUACUACUAUGCAAACUUUAGGAAAUACUUGGAUCUCUCAAUUUUUGUAGGUAAACCUUCUCUAUAUGUACAGAAAGUUUAGUCAAAACUUUACAUUGUCACAGCCAUGCUUUUUUGCAGAAUAAUAAUAAAGGAAAAUGUACUUUUCCAUAGCUGAUCUAAGAAAAACAAACAAACAAAAAUCUGCUGGAGCAGAGUAUCAUCACAACAAAAAUACAAUCGUAUGGUGAGUCAUGUUCACACAAGCCUUCCCUUGUUGAGAGACUCUAUGAUGUCAGACUGACAGUAAAACAGUGCAGAUAUUAUAUUUCAGUUUUUCCCCCUUUCAUCAGUUUUCCAUGUGCUUUUUGGUUUGUUUGCGUCGCUCCUCACCAGUUGCUGCCUGCAUUAAAAUUUCAGUGUAAUUUGCAUCUGUGCUGUUCAGUUUCUGUUGGGAGGAGCCAGCUGAGGUAUGUGCAUCUGCGUGAAUCAGAGGGUGGGUGUCUCCAGCACAGGAGGGCAGCAGAAAGCAAUAGAGUUGGAGAAAUGAGUGUGUGUGGGGGACAAAGAGAAGAAGCACGGGAGAGGAUUUAAUGCCUUAUGCUCCCCUCUUACAAGCGAGUAUAACCAACAGCCUGCCGUCUGAUGUUCAACAUGGUGUUCACCCCCAAUGUCUCUGAGGGUCCGUUAUUCUGCCCACUGCUGAAGCGGAUGAGAGAAGACAAUUUAAACAACAACACACAGGUCAACCUGGUCGUGGUUUGCAUCCAUGGCAUCUUCUCCUCCCUGGGAAUUUUGGAAAAUGCCUUGAUCAUUUGGGUUUUGGGAUUUCGCCUCCGGCAUCGAACCGUGGCCUCCAUUUGGAUGCUUAACCUGGCCAUGUCUGACUUCCUGGCUACCCUGACUCUACCGUUCUUCACCUUCUACUUUUAUUCCUCCCAUAGCUGGGAGCUCGGAUACCCACUCUGCAUAGUACAAACUUCCAUCUUUUUCUUCAACAUGUUUGUUUCAGCCUUCCUACUGGCAGCCAUUUCAUUGGACCGUCUGCUUCUAGUUUCCAAGCCAGUGUGGAGCAAGAAUCACAGGUCGGUGGCAGGAGCUUGGAAGGUGUGCGCUCUGGGCUGGCUGUGGGCAGCGUUAAAUACCCUACCUUACUCCAUAUUUCGUUCAGUGAUUGUGAAGACUGAUGGGAGGAAGUUAUGCUACCAUAAUUUUGCUUUGUAUUUAUCCAGUAAGGAUUCAUUAAAAAUGGACUGUAAUGUGAGGCAGGGGGCAACAGCCAUCUCCAAGUUACUGUUAGCUUUCGUCUUCCCUCUAGUGGUCAUUGCAGGGAGAUACAUCAAAAUUGCCCUAAGCCUGAGAAACAGACACAGAAGGAGAAAGCAGAGUACCGGCAAACUGGCUGAUAUGCUGACUCUGCCUGGCUACGAUGCACAUUCAGGAAUGGUUAAAACAAAUGGCGCUAAGUCUUUGACUUCUGGUUCCUCAUUUAAGUCCAAAUUAAACAACCUGUCUCCCGUCAUCUCCAGUCCAUCAUAUCAGAGCCUGGUGAAACUUUCUCAAAGUUUCACCAAAAUGGUGACGUCUGUGAUUGCAGCAUUUGUGCUGUGCUGGGCUCCUUAUCACAUUUUCUGCAUUCUAGAAAUGACAGCCCAGUACAAUGAAAAAAUCCUCAAAUUAGUGCAAGAGGGCCUUCCAGUGUCUGCAACUUUUGCUUUUCUGAAUCCAGUUUUGAACCCUGUCCUGUACGUCUUCAGCUGCCCCCACUUCUGCGUGAGAAUACGACAGAGUCUGGGAGCAGUGUUUGAUGGGCUUGUGGAGGAGGGUGAGGGGUUACUGAUGACUCCGGCCAGGAACCUGCAAGCUUACAUUAGGCGGAGGAAUAGUCGAGAUGUGAGCUUUGCACCGCCAGGGUCACCAAAGUCACCAAAAUCUUCAUCCUACCAGCCUCAUGGUGCACAACUACCAUUGCCUCUGCUCUCUAAAGACCUUAGAGGCAGUCAAACAGAUCAAACAGCACAAUAAGUGGAAAAUGGGAUGGU